This is a messenger RNA of Ochotona princeps (American pika), 420 nucleotides long. It is a transcript of the gene SMIM44, whose product is annotated as small integral membrane protein 44. NCBI's taxonomy places the organism in Eukaryota, Metazoa, Chordata, Mammalia, Lagomorpha, Ochotonidae. The transcript has 2 exons. The record is from RefSeq and is a predicted model, not a curated record. Bases 1 to 420 code for a protein of 139 amino acids.
AUGGCGGCGGCGGCCGAGGAUGCGAGCCGCGCCCCACCGCUGUAUGAGGAGUACCGGCCACCUCCGCUGGACGCCGUGCGCCUGCCCCGCUAUGUGCUCUACCUGCUCAUGGCCGCGCUGCUGGUGGUGGCCGUGGCCUACGCCAUCGUCGGACACCUCAUCAAGGAUCUUGCACAUGACCUGGCUGACUGGGUCUUCGGGCCGAAGCAGGACCUGGAGGAAGGCCCCCGUGAGCUGCGCGCCAGCCUGGCCGGCGAAGACCUGGAAGAGCUGGACCUGCAGCUGGCCUUGGCCUGGCGCGAGGACGAGGACGGCGAGGGCGAGGCGACCCCGGCAGAAGCCACUGCCCCGGACCCUCGGCGCCCGUCCAUCGCCUUCAAGGACCCGCCCGCCAGCGGCUCCUUCUGGAAGCUGAGCUGA